AUGUCGGACGACUAUCCGACUCUAUUUCGCUCCGAGCCUAUGAGCUUGGUGCAACUGUUCAUCCCAACUGAAGUUGCUCAUGACGCGGUCGCAGAACUUGGAGAGCUCGGAAAUGUCGAGUUCAAAGAUUUGAAUCCUGAGGUCAACCCGUUCCAACGUUCCUUCGUAGGAGAAAUCAGGCGUGUCGACGAGAUGGCCCGUAGGGUCCGCUUCUUCACGUCGCAGAUUGAGAAGGAGAAGGACGUGGUGCCUAUCCGACCGCUGUACGACUCCGCGCCUCUCAUCACCGUCGGUCCCCGUGCUGCUACAACCAUUGACGAGCUGGAUGUUACUUUGGCGGAACACGAGUCUAGGCUGAAUCAGAUGAAUGAGAGCUACCAGACCCUCAGCGACCGGAUGAAGGAGUUAGUCGAAGCUCGUUACGUCUUGCGGGAGACUGCUGUUUUCUUCGACAAGGCCCAAGCGCAAGAAUCUGACGUGAGGACCUCUAUCGAUGAGAGCUCUGCACCCCUCCUGCAGCAUGCCGAACGUGACAACCAGUUCUCGACUGCGACUGUCCAGUUCGACUUGGAAUUCGUUGCUGGCACGAUUGAGCGCACCCGUCUGCCUACUUUCGAGCGGGUUCUCUGGCGUGUACUCCGCGGGAACCUGUACAUGAACUAUACGGACAUCCCUGAACCCUUCGUAGAUCCUGUGACCGGCGCUGAGACGAGGAAGAACGUCUUCAUCAUCUUUGCGCACGGCGAGACCCUUUUGGCCAAGAUUCGCAAGGUCGCCGAGUCCAUGGGAGGUACUCUGUAUCCCAUUGACGCUAAUGCUGACAAGCGCGCGGACUCCUUGCGUGAGGUGACUGCUCGACUUGAGGAUUUGCAGACUGUGUUGUACAACACGGGCCUGAACAGGAGGAGCGAGUUGGUUCGCAUCGGCGAAAGUCUGGCGAGCUGGCAGGACGUUGUGGCCAAGGAGAAGUUGAUCUACCAGACCCUCAACCUCUUCAACUACGAUGUGCGUCGAAAGACGCUCAUUGCCGAGGGAUGGUGUCCUACUAGGGACAUAACGACUAUUCAGUUAGCCCUGAGACAUGCGACAGAAGAGUCUGGCACCAAUGUGCCUCCUAUCUUGCAUGAGAUCCGUACUCACAAGAUGCCGCCCACGUUCAUGCGUACGAACAAGUUUACGGAGGGGUUCCAGACUAUUAUGGACAGUUAUGGUAUCGCCACGUACCAAGAAGUGAACCCCGGCCUUUUUGCGGUCAUCACGUUCCCGUUCCUGUUCGCGGUGAUGUUUGGCGAUAUUGGCCAUGGCUUCAUCACGUUCACUACGGCGCUUUUGAUGAUUACGUUCGAAAGGAAACUGGCCAAAGCUGACCUCGGAGAGAUCAUCGGCACGUUCUUUUACGGGCGAUACAUUAUCCUGCUCAUGGGUGCUUUCUCCAUGUAUACGGGCUUGCUCUACAACGAUAUCUUCUCGAGGUCGCUCCAUAUCUGGCACUCUGGAUGGGAUUGGCCGGCGACACCGAGCAACGAUUCCGUGGCGGCUACCUUCAAUGGCAAUGUCUAUCCAUUCGGCCUGGACCCCGGCUGGCACGGCGCCGAGAACGGACUCGUGUACACGAACUCAUACAAGAUGAAGAUGUCCAUCGUGCUCGGUGUAAUUCACAUGACCUUCGCCCUUUGCCUACAAGUGCCGAACCAUAUCCGUUUCAAACGUUUCUCAGACAUAUACAGCAACUUCAUCCCGCAGAUGAUAUUUCUCCAGUCUAUCUUUGGUUAUCUUGUUAUCUGCAUCCUCUACAAGUGGUCCAUUGAUUGGUCAACGUCUCCCACCGCUCCUCCGUCGCUCCUAAACAUGCUUAUUGGCAUGUUCCUGACGCCUGGAUCAGUGGAUCCGAGCACGCAGCUGUAUCGCGGGCAGGGUUUCAUACAGACCGUGCUGCUGCUUCUGGCCUUCGUUUGCGUGCCAUGGCUGCUCUGUAUGAAACCAUAUCUGCAAUAUCAGGAAAUGAAGAAGAUCCAAGGGCAAGGGUACGUUGGAAUCCCCCACGGCGACGAGCCGCCCCGGGCUAGUUCCGACGACGUCCUGGAAGGCGAGGAGGAAGGUAAUGGCAGAGCGAUCGCGGAGGAUGCGGAAGAAGAGCAUGAGCAGCAUGAUUUCUCCGAAGUCGUGGUUCAUCAAGUUAUCCAUACGAUAGAGUUCUGCCUCGGAUGCAUCUCGCAUACCGCGUCGUAUCUCCGUCUUUGGGCACUUUCGCUUGCGCAUGCGCAGUUGUCGGAGGUGCUCUGGAAUAUGACGCUCGGGCCCGCGUUGGGCAUGAGCGGUCUAUUUGGCUGGAUUGCCUUAGCUAUCGUGUUCUGCUUGUGGUUUGUAUUGACCAUCUUCAUCCUUUGUGUCAUGGAGGGCCUGUCAGCCUUCUUGCAUGCCCUCCGGUUGCAUUGGGUCGAAGCGAACAGCAAGCACUACGAGGCAGGCGGCAGGCAAUUCAUGCCGCUGAGCUUCGCGCAUCUGAACGAGGCAUAAACGAUGCAGGUAAGAAUACCACGGACGUGAAUGAGGGUGUUGUCAGGCACAGUCCGGUCAUCUCUUCUUACAUACAAUCGGCUACGAUGUACCGCAUCGCACAGGCAACAAAGAUCUGUUUCGCAUCGCC
Messenger RNA from Gloeophyllum trabeum ATCC 11539, 2647 nucleotides. Its product is annotated as ATPase, V0/A0 complex. The coding region runs from base 1 to 2517 and encodes 838 amino acids. Gene Ontology annotation, biological process: vacuolar acidification; proton transmembrane transport. Gene Ontology annotation, molecular function: proton-transporting ATPase activity, rotational mechanism; ATPase binding. NCBI's taxonomy places the organism in Eukaryota, Fungi, Basidiomycota, Agaricomycetes, Gloeophyllales, Gloeophyllaceae. The record is from RefSeq and is a predicted model, not a curated record. The transcript has 12 exons. Gene Ontology annotation, cellular component: fungal-type vacuole membrane; vacuolar proton-transporting V-type ATPase complex; vacuolar proton-transporting V-type ATPase, V0 domain.